UUGCAGUGUGAGGCAUCAUUUUGCCAGUGGUUUGGUUUGGUUGGGCAGUGGAAAAAGCCUGUUGAUUCUCGCCCAGAUCAAUACCAAGCUCUCUGGUGUGGUGGCUGCUUUCACUUGACUUUCACCCAUCCAUCCAUCCAUUUAGGACUGGUCGGGUCUUGGCUGGUCUGGUCUCUCGCUCCUUUUAUGAGAGAGUAGUAAUCACGGGUAGAUUGUGUUAAUUGGGGGGAGCGAAAGGUUAGUUGGAGGAAGAGAAAGCGGUGAAAGUGGUGAAAUUGGUGGUGAAAGCCCUAUCGAUAUCAUAUUUAUUAUUGGGUUAUUAUCCACAGGAGAAAGUACAUGGUGGGAAAUAACUACGUUAUUCUUUGGGGUAAUUUGCACAAAGCUUAUCUGAAGUACUUAUCUGCAGGAGAAAGUAGGUGGGACGUUGCGGGGUACUUUUAGACUUUAAUUUAUUCGCUUAUCUGCGGGACCUUGGGGGACAUUGAUUUACUGAAUAUUUACAUAAACAUAUAAAAGAAUCGCGACUAAUACGACACGCUUAAUAAGUGAAGAUUGCAAAAAAUUUGCAUUGAAUUUGCAACCACACGUAGGGCCAAUUAUCUAUAUAAAUAAUGGCGACACUUUCCGCCACCGGAGGGACCGAGGUACCACUGGGGUCAAAUUAUUUGGACAAUAUCGUCUUCAAGAAGAGAAAUCCUAUCAUUUUGAGGUCAAUGUGUCUCCUUUUUGGGAUCAUCGUGUACGGCUGCAUGGUUGUGGACGCGUGGGCGUGGUCGUACACUUCGGACAACGACGGGAUAUCGAAGGAGAAGAAGUGCUUGUACGGCGAGGGGUCCGAGGGCGUCUGCACUUUUGGCAUCUUCGUCUCAUUCAUCGGCCUCCUCGCCGCCAUCAUUUUCCUCAGCGGAGAGUUUAUCAUCGAUAAGGUCGCCCUUGUCCAUUACCGUCUCCAGUACUAUUUUGUGGAGAGUAUUUUCUCGGCCAUCUGGACGUUCCUCUUCCUCAUCUGUUUCAUCAUGUUGGAAACGCAGUGGUCGGGCGGGGAAGAGGCGGAUAGAACGGAAAUUGAGGCCGCUGGAGCAGGGUCGUCGGUCCGAGCCGCGAUUUGGUUCUCAUUCCUGUCCAUCCCUAUUUGGGCGUCGUCCGCCUUCAUGGCGUUGCAACGAUACCGCGUAAUGCGGGCUGAACUGGAGUACAACGCUGCGCUGGCGGGGAGACGACCCAGUUCUUAUCCAGCCACGAUCACCACGACGAGACCGAAUAAUCCGACGGGUCAAAAUCUCACCACCACGACGGGAGCAUCCACCUCGGGCAAUACUACGACGAUUACCUUCUAAAUUAUUAUUUUUCGGGGAAAAAGGUCAAGGAUUUGAUGUAUGUAUAGUUUAGUUUAGAUAAUUUGGAACGUUAUUUAGUUAAUUAGUCAUUAAUUUGCAGUAAAUGAGUUGUUUAGAAAAAGUUAGAACUUAUGUGCUAGCGUGCUUAUGAUGUUGUCGUUGGGGGAUUUUGGUCCCCUUUGGAUAUAUACGUGGUUUCAGUCUCCACUCAUAUAUAUUGUCCAAAAAAACUCAGAUUUUCGUACUCAAAAGUACGAAAAAAACAGAUUUUCCUUGUUCAAACCUUCACCAAAAAUCAGAUUUUAAAAGUUCGUGCACCUGGAUAGUUUUUUGGGGGGAUUUAUAGUUUUUCGACAUGAGAAAAACUGGUCAAGAAAUUUUGAAAGAUAGUCACAAAUUAAAAAAAUACCUAUGUAAUAGUGAAAGAAUUUUCAAAAUCUGAUCAAAUUUGGAUGUUUAACAGGUUUUGGUUUUAACUACCAAAAACGGCUAAUUACAAAAUCCUUUACUGACAACAUCAUUCAGACGAUCAGAUCUACACAUCUAAAUUACGCUAAUUAAUAAUCAUAAUUUACCAACAAAAAACAAUUUCAACUUUACACCUAUGCAAUUUUCGACUCAAAAUGUAACCAAAAAAGUCAGACAAGAUAAUACCCCACGAAUUUAAAGCAAUCAAUAAUUUCACGGCUCUGUUGGGACCACCACAACCACAACUUUUUAAAGACAAAAUAAUUACACAAACAUAAACUGGAGGACCAAACCAAGUACUACUGAACAGUGGCCGCGGAAGCUGUGGGGACAUGUGGGGACAUUCACAUUGUAGGAUAGGGGGAGGGAGGGGUUUAUAUAAGAUGGGCAGAUGAUGUGGACAUCGAACAACCGUGGGGACAUUGUCCCUCUGUCCCCACCCACGCUUCCGCGGUCACUGCUAAUUAAAUGAAUUAUUAUUCUUACGUAAUGUAUUCCCAAUUACGUUACAUUUAAUUAAUUGCGCGAGACAAGAAAUGGUGAUAAUAAUGCGGACAAGAAAAUGCACUUCCGAGCACCACCACCACCACGUCGACACCCCAUUAAAAAAGUAUAGAAUUUCCCACCCCCCACAGAAUUAAAGUAGUAGUAUCACAUAGUCUUUAGCGUAGUGUGCACCGGAGUCAAUCCAGUAAUAAAAUUAUGUAGGAUUUAAAAAUCUAAUUGUGACAAUUUAAAGAUAGUUAGUUAAUUAGUUAGCGUUUUUGUUACUGCACUCGCUUUUUUUCAUGAUGCCGGGGAGGAGACGCAUUAUUAUGAUUGUCACGAGAAAAUAUAUAACUAUUUAUUAAUUUAGGCAGUUAGCAAAUCUACGUUUUUAAAAUUUCCGUAAUUUUUCCGAAUUCUCGGUCGGGUCAAAAUUUCCGGAGACAAUAUUAUCUCUUCAAAUCUGUCUUCUAAAAAUUGUUCGUAUUGUUGUUUCAGGAAAUUUUUGCUGAACUCGAGAUUUCGAAAAUUUUAAAAACGUACUCGAGAGGUCGGGAAAAUUUCGGAAAUUUUGAAAACGUAGAUUUCCUGACUGCCUAAUGAUGAUCGACGUUAAAUACGUGAAAUAUUUUCUAAAAGACGAAGAAACCAGAUUGAAGUUGAUAUACAAAAAAAGACGAAGAAAACCAUAACCAACGACCAAAAUCAAGAAACGAAAGGACCAAUUUCCUUACAUUAUUAUUAAAGUUGACAUUAAUUAGAUUGUGUAUUAAUUUGCUAAAAUGCUGUAA
This is a messenger RNA of Folsomia candida, 3085 nucleotides long. Its product is annotated as synaptogyrin. The transcript is spliced from 5 exons. Gene Ontology annotation, cellular component: synaptic vesicle membrane; neuromuscular junction. The record is from RefSeq and is a predicted model, not a curated record. Lineage: Eukaryota; Metazoa; Arthropoda; Collembola; Entomobryomorpha; Isotomidae. The coding region runs from base 615 to 1340 and encodes 241 amino acids.